UCUGCAUUCCUCUUUCCUCGUAUUCUUUCGGAAAGAGUUGUCUUUCCCGCUUUUUUUUAUCAGUCGAACAUCUAUCAACAAUAACAAGAAAUGAGAAUAUUUUUAUGAGAUAUACGAAAAAUAAAACCUUUUGUUUAUGAUAUUGCGGCUCGCAAGUGGUCGUUCUGCUCGUUUAGUUAACACGUAGCGCAAAAAACACAUAUUAUGAGUAUGUAACCGGUUGGCUGGUGGUUACUAUAAGUUGACAAAAUAACAAAGCGACGAGCUCUGAUUGCUACAUGUCCUCUGAGUCUGAACCUUAGCUGUUUCAUUUUGAAAUCUGUGCGUUUUCGAAAUUUCGAAGAUUUCUUACGUGCGGCGCCCCAAUAAGAGUAUUCGUAGAUACUGGCUCUCGUUACUGCUACGUAGAUUUAAUAUAGCCUAUACAUUUUAGUUUUUGCAACAAUAACAUGAAGAAGCAGAUAGUUAAAAAACCAUUCCGUGUAGCUGUUGAAGGAAAUGUUGGAUCUGGAAAAUCUACAUUAAUAAAGUAUUUUGAAAAGCUUAAGGAAGUUGAAACAAAUCCUGAACCAAUAGAAACAUGGCGAGAUUUAAAUGGUCAUAACUUACUUCAACUGACAUACUCGGAUCCUCACAGAUGGAAUUUUGCUUUUCAACAUAAUGUACAAUUAAGUCGUUUGAAUUUACAGUCAAAAACUACAAACAAAGACAUACAAAUGUUUGAACGUUCAUUACAAAAUAAUAGAUAUUGUUUUGUGGAGAUGGCGCAUGACAAAGGAUUAUUAUCCAGUCCUGAAUAUGGAGUAAUGUGCCAAUGGUAUGAAUACAUCGAAACAAAUGUAGACAUUGGAUUAGAUCUUAUUGUAUAUCUAAGAAGUUUACCAGAAAUUGUGCAUACAAGAAUGCAACGUCGCAAUCGUCCAGAAGAGCGUACUAUAAAACUUGAUUAUUUGAUAGAUUUACAUGAAUACUAUGAAAAAUGGCUAAUGGAGAAAUAUUUUAAUCUCCCAUGUUCAUUAUUGGUAAUAGAUGUCAACAAAGACUUAUCUGACAAUCAGCUUGUAGAUAUAUAUAAAACUUAUGAAAAUAGAAUAUUGGGAAAAAUACCAGUUUUAUAAUGU
Messenger RNA from Metopolophium dirhodum (rose-grain aphid), 1121 nucleotides. Its product is annotated as deoxynucleoside kinase-like. The transcript has 5 exons. NCBI's taxonomy places the organism in Eukaryota, Metazoa, Arthropoda, Insecta, Hemiptera, Aphididae. Gene Ontology annotation, cellular component: mitochondrion; cytoplasm. Gene Ontology annotation, molecular function: ATP binding; deoxynucleoside kinase activity. The record is from RefSeq and is a predicted model, not a curated record. Bases 450 to 1118 code for a protein of 222 amino acids. Gene Ontology annotation, biological process: nucleobase-containing compound metabolic process.